AUGACUUCCGCAAAUGGGCAGUAUGCCAUCCCCAAGGAGAUGAAGGCUAUUCGAUACAACAAAAUCCAGGAUUAUUCUCUAGUUACCCUGCCGGUCCCAGAGCCAAAGCCACAUGAAAUACUUGUCAAAGUCAAAUCCUGUGGGGUCUGUGGCACCGACCUACACAUCCACAAUGGCGUUUUCGACUCGGCCAUGCCCGUAGUCACUGGCCACGAGACUAGUGGCAUCGUCGUGAAAAUCGGCGACAAAGUCAAUGGGUUCAGGAUUGGCGAUAAAGUGACUGCAGACAACUCCGAGCUCUGCGGACACUGCCACUACUGCCGCGAGGGCAAGUUGCUAUACUGCGAGAACUUUACUGCUCACGGAGUGCACCUCAAUGGCGGCUUCGCAGAAUACUGCGCGUUCCCCGCCGAAAAACUGUUCCACUUUGAAAACCUCUCGUGGGAAGAAGCAGCCCUCUUCGAAGCGGCUUCAUGCGCCGUGCACGGCAUGGACAGAAUCCGUCCAGAAGUCGGUUCGACCAUCCUGCUCAUCGGCUCUGGACCGACAGGACUGUGUCUUGCGCAGCUGCUCAAGGCUAAUGGAGGCCAGCACCUGGUUCUGGCGUCCAACAAGGGGCCCAAAAUGGAUCUGGCCAAGAAACUGAAUGCUGCUGACGAGUACCUCGAACUGGAUAGAAACGCCCCCGAAAAACAGUGGGAGGGGCUCAAGGCAAAGUAUCCUUAUGGGUUUGAUGUUGUCGUGGAAGCAACGGGCUCUCAUGCUAUUUUGGAAAAGGCCAUUGAUUUCUGUACCAGAGGCGGGAAAUUGGUCUACUACGGUGUGUACGAGAAGGAGGCUGUUGUAAACGUAUCUCCGUCAAAGGUUUUUGGCGACGAAAUUACUAUUAUUGGUUCGUUCUCCGAGAUGUGGUGCGUCGGACGAAGUGUCAAGUACCUCGAGAGCAGAAAGGUCGACGUCCGAGGAAUUGUCGAUAAGACGUUUAAGCUGGAAGAGUUUGGCAAAGCGUUGGAUGCUGUUAGAAACAAGGAGUGUAUCAAGGCAGCCAUUGUCUUUGAUUAG
This is a messenger RNA of Talaromyces rugulosus, 1062 nucleotides long. RefSeq lists its product as uncharacterized. The record is from RefSeq and is a predicted model, not a curated record. The transcript has 4 exons. Gene Ontology annotation, molecular function: zinc ion binding; oxidoreductase activity. Bases 1 to 1062 code for a protein of 353 amino acids. NCBI's taxonomy places the organism in Eukaryota, Fungi, Ascomycota, Eurotiomycetes, Eurotiales, Trichocomaceae.